AAACAUGAGCCUGACAAAUAAAGUGGCUAUAGUGACAGGCGGGAGCUCAGGCAUCGGAGCGGCGAUCGCAGUGAAGUUCGUCACAGAAGGAGCCAAAGUAGCUAUUGUCGCACGUAAUGAGAAGAAACUAGCUGAAGUCGCGAAAAAAUGCGAAAUAAACGGCUCCCAACCGCUACUCAUCAUCGCUGACGUCACCAAAGAAAAUGACGCUCAGAGGAUCAUCGAAACCACUCUCAAGAAAUUCGGCAAAUUGAAUAUUUUGGUAAACAAUGCUGGGAUUGGCAGAUCAGGCAGCAUUCUCGACAAAAAUUAUCUGGUAAUUUUUGAUGAAGUCAUUGCUACAAAUCUGCGAUCUAUUGUAUACUUGACGCACCUUGCGGCUCCUAAUAUCAUCGAGACUAAGGGCAACAUCAUCAAUAUAUCCAGUGUUGCAUCUAUGGGUAUCCUUGGUCCAACAUCAAGCAUCUAUAGCACUUCUAAAGCAGGAUUAGACCACUUCACACGAUGCGUGGCUCUCGAAUUGGCACCUAAAGGUGUGCGUGUGAAUAACAUCAACCCGGGGCCAGUGAAGAGUGAUAUACUGUUAAAUGCUGGUUUUGAAUCAGCAGCAGAGGGAAUCAUAUGGGAAGAAGCGAAAAAUAUGACGGCACUAAAGCGAGUGGCAGAUGCGGAUGAAAUAGCUGAUCUCGCUGUGUUCGUAGCCAGUGAUAAAGGGAGGAGUAUCACUGGUGCUUCUCUUGUUACUGAUAAUGGUACACUUCUCCAGUAGAAAAUAUACUUGCCUAUAUAUUCCUGCCUAACCUAAAUAUUUGACAGGUCCAGUUUCUUACAGAAGCGACUGCCUGUUUGACCUUCCAACCCGCGAAGAGAAAACCAGUCCAAUACAAGUUAGGUCACGUAUCUCCGAAAAUGCAUUUUUCGGGAGUGUGGGUUUCCUCACGAUGUUUUCCUUCAUCGCUCAGCACGUGAUAAUCAUUUAUGAUCCAAACAUGAAUUCGGAAACAAAUUCGACAAUCAUUGCUUUAGGCCUGUGGUGGAUUCGAACCUGCGAGCUCAAAGUGAGAGGCAAGCAAGAGAAGAGGCUACCACGGCUCGGUUAUAUAUUCCUGCUCUGUAAACGAAAUUUUCUGUUAUUGUGUUGAUUAAAUGAAAAAUAAAUGAAAGUACUAUUUU
Pectinophora gossypiella (pink bollworm) is the source of this 1173-nucleotide messenger RNA. RefSeq names its product glucose 1-dehydrogenase 2-like. Lineage: Eukaryota; Metazoa; Arthropoda; Insecta; Lepidoptera; Gelechiidae. The transcript has a single exon. The coding region runs from base 5 to 769 and encodes 254 amino acids. Gene Ontology annotation, molecular function: oxidoreductase activity. The record is from RefSeq and is a predicted model, not a curated record.